Danio rerio (zebrafish) is the source of this 4143-nucleotide messenger RNA. The record is from RefSeq and is a predicted model, not a curated record. Lineage: Eukaryota; Metazoa; Chordata; Actinopteri; Cypriniformes; Danionidae.
AUUCGUCAUCACACCCCGGGGAAGUUGUUUGUGUCGAAAAAGCAGGAAGCGCAAAUUUUAAAGGGCGGACAAUUGGCUUUUUAAUAACUAUUUUCCUUUACAAUAUAUCGCGAAAAGUAACUGGUCUCAGUACAGCAGACAAUCGCCUCUCAUAUCCCUUUUUUCGCGAAGCGCAAUAACUUUUCAUGCAUCCCGCUUCGUUGCACUAAGUAAAUCAAAAUUAAGUGCAGUGUUUCUCAGACGAGCACUGCGGCUUAUGUGGAGAUGGAGGAACGUGCCCGCAGCCGCCUGCUGCGCUCCAAAGCCACUCUGGAGCAGGACAUCAAAGCCUCCUACCUGAUGGACCACAUGAUCAGCGAUGGCGUUCUAACCAAUGAUGAGGAAGCAAAAGUGCUCAGCAAGGCCACUAGAAAAGAGCAGGCCGUGGCUCUGCUUGAGACCCUGUUGAGGAAAGACAAUCGUGCCUACAUUUCCUUCUACAACGCCCUGAUCAGGGAGAGUUAUGGAGAUCUGGCCAGUCUCCUUCACAGUGAUUUGCCUCUGCUCAGCCCUGAGGGAGAGAAGAGCUUCGCUGAUGGAGUCUCUCCCUCUGUCCAGGCGAUUCUGAGUGUAGGAGGUGUUCCUCAGAGACCUGUGGUGUUCGUGAGUCGACCUCCACUGCUCAAUCUGAUCCGGGAGAUGCUGUACCGGCUGCGGGACACACCGGGCUGGGUAACUGUAUUUGGCAUGGCUGGCUCAGGGAAGUCUGUGAUGGCUGCCGAGGUUGUUCGAGAUCGUUCACUCAUUAAGGAGUGUUUUCCUGAUGGUGUUCACUGGCUGUCUGUGGGUCAGUGUGAGCGGGCAGACCUGUUGGUUAGGAUGCAGUCUCUGUGCUUUCGUUUGGAGCAGUGUCAAAGUUCAGACACCAGUCAGCGGCCACCCAGCACUGUGGAGGAGGCCAAAGAGCGCCUGCGCUUCCUAAUGCUCCGCAGAUUCCCCAGGUCUCUGCUGAUUCUGGAUGAUGUCUGGGACAGUUCUUCCCUCAGGUCUUUUGAUAUCCAAUGCAGAGUUCUUCUGACCACACGCAAUCGAGCUCUGACUGAUUCCGUCAGCGGUGUAAGGUAUGAAGUGCCUGUAGAGAACGGUCUGGAUGAGGAAAAAGCCUUGGAAAUUCUUGCUUUGUACGUUAAUGGGAAGAUGCACAAACUCCCAGAACAGGCCCGCAGCAUUGUAAGCGAAUGUAAAGGUUCUCCUCUGGUGGUUUCUCUGAUUGGAGCUCUGCUGAGGGAGUUCCCUGACCGCUGGAGCUAUUACCUGCGACAGUUGCAGCAGAAGCAGUUCAAGCGCAUUCGCAAGUCUUCAUCCUAUGACUAUGAAGCACUGGACCAGGCCAUGGACGCUAGCCUGCAGGUUCUGGAGGCCGAACACCAAGAGCUGUACAGAGACCUGAGCGUCAUGCAGAAAGACAUCAAAGUGCCUGCUAAGGUUCUGUCUGUUCUGUGGGGUCUUGAGCUGGAGGAGGUAGAGGACGUCCUGCAGGAGUUUGUCAAUAAAUCUCUGCUUUUUCGGGACUGUAAUCAGCGACCGUAUCGAUAUUACCUUCAUGAUCUGCAGCUGGAUUUCCUCGCUGAACAAAACCGUGAUCAGAUUGCUGAACUACAUAAAAAGAUGGUUCGUCAGUAUCAGAGGUUCUACAGUAAACGCCCACCUGACUCUGCAGAUAAAGACUCGUUGUACUGGUACCAGUUCAUCCCGUAUCACAUGGCUAAAGCAGGACUGUCGAAGGAGCUUUAUUCAUUGAUGUUUUCCUUGGACUGGGUCAAAGAGAAGGCUCGGAUUAUGGGAUCUGCCCAUCUCAUCAAUGACUAUGUGGAAUAUGGGGAAAUACUAGAUAAAGAGAAUAGUGAAGUGCGAGUGCAGUUUCAGGAGUUCCUCUCUCUGAAUGGUCAUCAUCUGGAGCAGAGGCCGUUCCCUGAUGUGGUCCAGUUGGCUCUGUCUCAGCCCGAUCGCUCAGAGGUUUACAGACAGGCACUGAUGCAGGCGCAGAAACGGGCCAGCAGAGGGCAGAUCUACCUCAACUGGGUGAAUAAAAAUAUUGAGGAGGGUUUGUCUCGGCUAGUCAUGCACCCUCACCAGGGGGCUGUCUACUAUGCCUGCUUCUCAAAAGACGGGAGUAAAAUUGCCUCUUGUGGAGCCAGCAAGGCACUUCGGGUGUUUAAAUCAACCUCUGGAGAGAAGCUUCUGGAGCUUCAGGCUCAUGAGGAAGAUGUUUUAUGCUGUGCCUUUUCCCCUGAUGACCGGCAUAUAGCAACAUGUGCCAGUGACAAGAAGGUGAAGUUGUGGAAUGUUGAGCGAGGUGUUCUUAUCAGAGAGUUUGAAGUUGAACACGAGGAGCAGAUCAACCACUGCCAGUUCACCAACACAGGCCGAAGAGUCCUGCUGGCCACCUGCUCAAAUGACAAAUUCACUAACACCAAGUUGUGGAACCCUAACAAAAAGACGUCUCAGAACACUAUGUUUGGACACAUGGAGCCGGUCAAUCACUGCUGUUUUUCUCCUAAUGACCUUUACCUCGCCACUUCAUCCAGUGAUGGCAGCUUGAAGCUGUUUGAAGUGUCAUCUGCGAACGAGUGGAAAUCAAUUGAUGUCGAUAGUUUUUUUCCUGAGAGUGACGAAGAAAUAAAGGCCAUGGUGAAAUGCAGCACUUGGUCGGCUGACGGCUCACAAAUCAUCUGUGCUGCCAGAAACACAGUGUUUGUGUUUGAUGUGGAGACGUCAGACCUGCUGCUGGAGCUGAAGACGAGUCGUCUGAGCACUAUUCAGUUCUGUCAUGCGUGUCCUAACAGCAGCCUGCUGGCCGUCGCUCUCUCGCAUUACACCGUAGAGCUGUGGAACUUCGAAAGCAGUAAGAAGAAAGCCGAAUGCAGUGGUCAUCUGAGCUGGGUUCACUGUGUGCAGUUUUCACCCGACGGCUCACUCCUGCUGUCCUCCUCUGAUGAUCAGACUAUCAGGUUGUGGGAGACGGACCGGGUUCACACUUCUUCUGCUGUGGCUCUGAAGAGGGACACUGAUGUGCUGUUCUCUCACAGUGAUGCUACGAUCAUCGCACCCGAUAGCAGUAACAGAUUACAGGUGCUGAGUGGAUCUACAGGUGCUGUCGUGCUUGAGAGCGAGGAGCUGUCAUCCAGGAUCCGCUGUUCGUGCAUCAGCAGAAACGCUGCAUUUGUGGCUCUGGGAUCUGAGGACGGAACAGUACAGGUGAUUGAGGUUCCUUCUUCAAAGGCAUCAGUGAAGCUUUCAGGCCACACUAAGACUGUUCACCACUGCCAGUUCACUGACGACUGUGAAAUCCUUAUAACAUCCUCAGAAGAUUCCACUAUCCGGGUGUGGAAGUGGAGGACCGGCGAGUGUAUGGUGCUGCAGGGUCAUAUGGAGCCGGUCAGGAAGUUUCACCUCUUGAGCUCUUCAUCUUCUCCUCGUCUGUUCUCAUGGUCGUUUGAUGGCACAGUUAAGGUCUGGGAUUUGACCAGAGGGCAGAUGCUGCAAGACCUCGUGUGUCAUGAGGGUGCCGUCCUGUCAUGUGAUGUGUCCUCUGAUGGACGCCUCUUUGCCACCACCUCAGCUAAUAGGACUGCUAAGGUGUGGAGCAGUGCCUCAUGGAAAAUGAUAUUUUUGUUGGAGGGACACAAGGAUUGCGUUCGUAGCUGCCGUUUUUCUUGGGACAACAAGAGACUUGCAACUGGCGAUGACAAUGGAGAAAUCCGGCUGUGGAGCAUGCUGGAUGGAGCUCUCCUGAAGAUCUGUUCUCGGGACACUAAAGACUCGAUGGACUCCUACCAUGGCGGAUGGGUGACUGAUCUGCACUUCUCUCCUGAUAACAGGGUGCUCGUCUCUACUGGCGGAUACAUCAAGUGGUGGAGCGUGGAGAGCGGAGAAGCCCUGCAGACCUUCUACACGAUGGGAGGCAAUCUGAAGAAGAUCCACGUGUCUCCUGACUUCAGCACCUUCAUCACUGUGGACAGCAUCGGCAUCCUUUACAUUUUAAAGAGACUUGAGGGAGAGGGAACAUGACCCAGGACGGGGUGAAAGGCUUGUUGAGCAAGCAACUGUGACUUCAAAUGAGGAAAUGCAAUGCUGGCAGCAAUCUGUGCUGAAAUGUGAGAU